AUGGCAAACGCUGAAACCCACUGGAAAAACAUUUCCUCAAACAAUUCCAAUGGAUCGCCCCAAGAUCAAAAUGAACUUCCCAUAUACACCUUGCCGGGAGUCAUCAAUUAUCUAACUUCAGAAUUCACCAACUUGGAACGGUUCAAGAUUGUCACGAAUUUGGAGAAAUCCGAGAUGAAAUACAAGAUUGUGCACUUACAAGGUGAACUCACGUCACUAAAAUUCAUCAAUCAAAAGCAGCAGACAAGGAUAAACGCGCUUGAAAAAGAAAAUGCGUUGUUGCGUGCGAAUAUCAAAGGCGAAGCAGUAGACACAAAGGAUAAUGACGAUGAUAAUGGUAAUGACGGUGAUGAUAACGUUGGUGAUAACUCAGCGGUGUUGCUGGAAGUGGGGAUCCAGCAAAUCAAGGAGUCAAAAGAACGCUUGAAAACAUCCACCAAGGAAAUCAUAACCUUGUUGAAACAACCAACUCCGCUCAACUUGCUCAAUUUACCCAGGGAAGAUGAAAACGAGUUCGAACCGUUGCUAAUAGAAAGACACGCUCCGCCGGCAACGCCUGAAAACUCAAACUCAAACUCGGUGGAUCGAGAUCAAGCUAAUAACGUCAUUGCCGAGUUUUUCAGCGAUGAUAGCCAGGAUUUCCUAAAUGCGGAAAAAACCAGCGAUGAAAAAGUCGAGCAGAUCAAAGUGGACGAUGACUUGGACGUCAAUGAAAUAUUGGAAAGAGCGAUAACUAACGAAAGCGACGACAUAACGGUGAUUGUAGAUGAAGAGGAAAAUGACGUUGCUGACACCCCUGAGCAAAAGACGGAAACGAAACUGAAACGGAAAAAGGGCAAGAAGAAAAAGUCUACUAAUAACACUGUAAAGGACUCGCCUGUUGAAAAGAAGGAAAAGUAG
This is a messenger RNA of Lodderomyces beijingensis, 900 nucleotides long. The record is from the annotation of a GenBank genome assembly. NCBI's taxonomy places the organism in Eukaryota, Fungi, Ascomycota, Pichiomycetes, Serinales, Debaryomycetaceae.